Messenger RNA from Manis javanica (Malayan pangolin), 933 nucleotides. RefSeq names its product olfactory receptor 2H1-like. NCBI's taxonomy places the organism in Eukaryota, Metazoa, Chordata, Mammalia, Pholidota, Manidae. Gene Ontology annotation, cellular component: membrane. The record is from RefSeq and is a predicted model, not a curated record. Gene Ontology annotation, molecular function: G protein-coupled receptor activity; olfactory receptor activity. Gene Ontology annotation, biological process: G protein-coupled receptor signaling pathway.
AUGAUCAACAAGAGCUUCCCAGCCGGCUUCAUCCUUCUGGGCUGCUCUGAAAAGCCACAGCUAGAAACCGUUCUCUUCUGGGCUGUGAUCCUCUUGUACACCAUGAUCGUCCUCUCCAAUCUGACCAUCAUCCUUAUCUCCUGUGUGGACCCUCGUCUCUACACCCCCAUGUACUUCUUCCUCAGCAAUCUCUCCUUCCUGGAUCUCUGCUACACCACAGCUGCUGUGCCCCAGAUGUUGUCCAACCUGUGGGGGCCAGACAAGAGCAUCACCUACACAGGCUGUGUCCUCCAAGUCUGUGUGUUGCUCUGUCUUGGGGCCACAGAAGGCGUCAUGCUGGUGGUGAUGGCCUUCGACUGCUAUGUCGCUAUCUGCCGGCCCCUGCACUACACCGUCAUCAUGAACCGUCCGCUGUGCUGGAAGCUGGUGCUCACGGCCUGGCUGUGCGGCCUGAUGGAAUCUGUGACCCAAACCCCCGUCACAUUCCAGCUUCCCUUCUGUGCUCACCACCACCUGGAUGACUUUUUAUGCCAAGUUCCUGAACUCAUACAUCUGUCCUGUGGGGACACCACUGCCAGUGAGUGGCAGAUGACCAUCUCUGCUGUUCUCUUCACCAUUGUGCCAGUGGGGUUAAUCCUGACUUUCUAUGGCUUCAUAGCUCAAGCCUUGGGGAAAAUCCAGUCUGAGGAGGGAAAGCAGAAGGCCGUUGCCACCUACUCCUCCCAGAGGUCGUCAUGUUCUAUGGGACAGUGGCUGUGGUGUACACAGACCCUAAGAACCAACUUGCUUCCAAACAUGGCAAGUUUGUCACCUUCAUCUUCACCAUGGUUACACACUGAUGAACCCCCUCAUCUGCAACCUGCAGAACAAAGAGGUGAAGGGGGCCCUGAAAAGACUCCUGAGGAAGGGGGACAGCGUGAGGGGAAAGAAUAA